AGGCUGCGAUGAGCGAUCAGUUUGUUAAACCAGGUAAUCAGGAGCACGGGUGGAACGACCCACCACAGUUUUCAUAUGGCUUACAGAAGGAUUCAGGUGGAAUAAAGAGGAAUGUUCUCAACAAGAGGGUGCAUGCGCCCCAAUUCACUGGUCAAGCUCAUCCCACUGGUUCUGGAUCAGACAUGCAAUCCCCACCGGUGGCGAUGCUAACGCCACCCCGGGGAAUGAAUCCUCCUCCAAUGAAUAGCAGCACCCCGCCAUCCAUAUGUCCGAAACCUCCCUCAGACGGAAAGACAGAGGCAAUAGAGAUGGAGACAGAGCCGUCUAUUGAAGAUGUGCAAGAAGCACUUUAUGGGGCGUUAAACGCAUGCAGACAUACUGUAAAGAAACAAAUUUGUGAUGAUGUGGAAAGACGUCUGAAGCUUUUUGAGGACAUGUGGAAAAGUGGAAAACUUUCUCCUUUGGUUAAACACAGGAUGCAUAGAUUGUCCCAGGACCUGAAAAGAAAAAAUUGGGAUUCAGCUGAUGAGAUCCACAGAGGCCUGAUGGUGGAUCAUGUUGCUGAAGUCAGUCAGUGGAUGGUGGGAGUCAAGCGUCUUAUCGCUGAAGCCCGGAGCCUGAACCCAGAACAAAUCAACAACCGCACUGAUCCAGACUCAUGAGGACCGUACGAUGUCCAUUCCUCUGAAAACCCAUGCUGCAUUAUAUAAGUUGCCAAAGUGAUUUGUUAACUUAUGUAAAGUUUUCUACAAUCUACCUUUCGCCCAUUCCCAUCUACAUCAUCUAAUAUUACUUUUUUGUGGAGUGGUGGUGGGGAACAGUCUUUUUUUUAUUUUUCCUCAUUAAAAAUUGAAAAUAAUGUAUAUUUAAAAUAAUGUAGGUAUUAAGUAUUACCACUGUAU
This is a messenger RNA of Labeo rohita (rohu), 902 nucleotides long. RefSeq names its product steroid receptor RNA activator 1-like. Gene Ontology annotation, biological process: regulation of transcription by RNA polymerase II. The record is from RefSeq and is a predicted model, not a curated record. Lineage: Eukaryota; Metazoa; Chordata; Actinopteri; Cypriniformes; Cyprinidae. The coding region runs from base 9 to 662 and encodes 217 amino acids. The transcript has a single exon. Gene Ontology annotation, cellular component: nucleus.